CCCCGCUGUUUCUUCGGUUCUCCAAGGUUUCCCCGCCAUGAGCCAGACCUAUUGCGUCAAUCAGAUCUGCGUCAAAGGCAGCCAGCCGGGCUUCUAUGAUUGCACCAUCCCCACCAGCACCCUCACCGCCGGCAACUGCAUCGGCGUGUCCCCCCAAUACAUCACCAGCGCCCAGAGUCUGAUGGCCUCGGACUCGCAGCAUCGCCUGCUCGCCCGCAUGUGCUGCAACUUCAACGGAUGCAGCUUCUCGGACCAAGCCAUCAGCCCGUGCGCCACGACAGACGACAACUUUGCCUGCGUCGUUGGUGUUGUCGCCGGCCAGCCCUAUGUCUCCUGCCGCGACCUGUUCUUUGGCGACAGCAGCAACUUUUGCACCUUCUCGUUCCCGUCCACCUGGACUCCUACGCAGUGCAGCGUCGCUUCACCGUCAACUACUGCAGCUGGCCCUGUCCCCGCCCCUGGCACAACUGCGACAUCUAGGGUCGUCCCCGCCCCUGGUUCAACUGCUACAUCGAGUCAUGUUCCUGUUCCUGCUCCUGUUCCUGGUUCGGCUCCUGCAUCUGGUCCGGCCUCGUCUCCCUCCUCUUCCGACAGCAGCGAUUCCAGCUUGCCUAUUGGCGCCAUCGCGGGAGGUGCCGCCGGUGCCGUGGCUGUGAUCGCCAUUGUCGGCUUCCUCGUCUACCGCUCUCGGCGAUCCAAGCCCAUACCGAUCCUCAACGAGUCCGCCAACCCACCCUCGAACCAGUUCGGCAACCAGUUCGGCAACCAGCCCGGUAACCAGUUCGCCUAUCAACCCGCCAACCCGACCUUUGACCAGUCCGCCAACCGGCUGCCAAGUGGCAAGUAUGACACCUCGGCCCCGUUCCAGCCCAAUCCGAUAUCCCCAAACCCUCUUCCGAUGUACGCCCCAGCCCACAGCAACAGCUAUACACCAAACGGAGCCCCUCCAUCAGUGCCAUCGCAGGACAUUGCGCUCGUGCCCGUCCAGUCUGCUUCCGGCAUGCCUCAGCCUCCGGUAGACGCCUAUGUUCCUCACCAGCCUCAUGUGACCGGCGCUCCUGCCGCCCACCAUCCCCGUACCAUCACAACGGUGGCGAGCUCCGGCAAGGGUGAUUUUAACAACCCAGCCACCUCCAUGCCAUACGACGGAUACUCCAGCGCACCGCUCGCCGCCAACUCGGGCUAUGGCGGCGGCAGCUCGGCGUAUGCUCCCGUCGGCGGAUCAGGACCGACCAAGCUGGAGAUGUACGACCCCAACCCGCCUGCAUACACUCGCUGA
Molecule: messenger RNA, 1279 nt
Organism: Polychytrium aggregatum
Lineage: Eukaryota; Fungi; Chytridiomycota; Chytridiomycetes; Polychytriales
Exons: 2
Coding region: 38-1279 (413 amino acids)
Source: RefSeq, a predicted model, not a curated record